Molecule: messenger RNA, 1222 nt
Organism: Spizellomyces punctatus DAOM BR117
Lineage: Eukaryota; Fungi; Chytridiomycota; Chytridiomycetes; Spizellomycetales; Spizellomycetaceae
Product: HemK family methyltransferase
Exons: 2
Coding region: 65-1087 (340 amino acids)
Biological process (GO): protein methylation
Cellular component (GO): mitochondrion
Molecular function (GO): nucleic acid binding; protein methyltransferase activity
Source: RefSeq, a predicted model, not a curated record
UUUUUGUGAUCGCAUUUUUAAAUGUCGCGUGCACGAUACUAAUAGGCAGAUCUGCAAGAACACCAUGGCAGUGUCCGGCCUCCAACCUGGUCGAGCGCUAUACAAUUCCCUUGUCACUCGGCUUCUCCCAGCAUGCGACAACGAUUCCCAAGCUGCAGCUCGUGAAUUGAAGUGGAUGGUAGAAAAAUUGCACUCUCGUAGGUCAAGAUCUGCCUACUACUUUCCACGCCCUUCCCGACCGUCACCUAUUCCUACUUUCGCCCCCACCAUCCUAGAAAGGUCAUUAUCUGAGCUGUGCACAGUGGAGGAACAGCGCCGACUUGACCAGUGGAUAUACGAGAGAGUAGAGAAAAAGAGACCGCUCCAGUACCUGUUGGGUACGCAGCCUUUCUGCGGCUUGGAACUGAAAGUGAGGAGACCAACGCUCAUACCAAGAUGGGAGACUGAGGAAUGGACAAUGAAGUUGAUAGAUGCACUCAAACCUCACAUUGCCACCCGAUCAUCCCAUGAAAAGGAACCAUUCCGUAUUCUGGAUCUAUGUACAGGAACUGGAUGCAUAGCAAUCUCAUUAGCGCAUCACCUUUCGGGUAUUGGGGACGUGCACGUUACGGCUGCCGAUAUCUCCGCUUCAGCACUUCGUCUUACUCGCGUGAACGCACGCAGAUUAGACAUUUCUCCUUCCCUGCUGGAUGUGCAGUGGGUUGAUGUGUGGGACGAUGGGGUUGUACAACAUCUGGGUGGCCAUGUCAGUCGCCGGUUCGACAUGAUCGUCAGCAAUCCGCCUUAUGUAUCGAAACAGGAAUUUUUGGAGUUGGACGAAGAUGUGAAAGAGUGGGAAGAUCAUUGUGCACUAAUUGCAGAUAAUAAUGGAACAGCCUUUCAUGAACGAAUAGCGUUCGUCGCGCAAAGGUGGCUUUUGAAACCUGCAUCGGAGACUGACAGUCGAGUUCCUAUACCUAGACUAGUAACGGAGAUCGGGUCCGAACAAGCUAGUCGCGUGACACAAAUUAUGCAGAAUAGUGGGUUCAGCCAGAUAUGUGUAUGGAGAGAUCUGGCCAAGGCGGCGAGAUGCGUCGUCGGGUAUUGACACGUUGUUUACAUGGACAUCGCAAAACAUAAAUAAUUUAACUUUUGAGCCGAGCUGACUCGUAUGUACAUUCUAAACGACGGCAAGUCAUCGACUGUGGUGUUCAGUUAUUCCGGACCGCCCGUAUUGCUAAAA